Molecule: messenger RNA, 246 nt
Organism: Plasmodium inui San Antonio 1
Lineage: Eukaryota; Apicomplexa; Aconoidasida; Haemosporida; Plasmodiidae
Exons: 2
Coding region: 1-246 (81 amino acids)
Source: RefSeq, a predicted model, not a curated record
AUGGCUUAUAACAGAGACUCCCCGUACACCCUCACAUUUUACGAAAGUCCUCCGUGUGAUGAGACACAGGACGAUGUUGAUAAUGAUGGGGAAGAUUUUCUUACGAAGGAAUCAGAAAUCGAUCAAGACCCCAAACCAGACGAAAAUGAAGCGAAGGAAGUGGACAACCUCAAAAAAAUGUUGAGUUUCUUUCAAGUGGUUAUGGUCAUCGUUCUUUUGUUGCGAUUAGGCGUAAGUUUGAAAUAG